Messenger RNA from Lichtheimia ornata, 1872 nucleotides. RefSeq lists its product as uncharacterized. Gene Ontology annotation, cellular component: chromatin; histone deacetylase complex. Lineage: Eukaryota; Fungi; Mucoromycota; Mucoromycetes; Mucorales; Lichtheimiaceae. The coding region runs from base 1 to 1872 and encodes 623 amino acids. The transcript is spliced from 2 exons. Gene Ontology annotation, molecular function: histone H3K9 demethylase activity; chromatin DNA binding; transcription coregulator activity. Gene Ontology annotation, biological process: regulation of transcription by RNA polymerase II. The record is from RefSeq and is a predicted model, not a curated record.
AUGAAGAUAAGGCCAAGGAAUCCUUUGGCUGGUGCAAACAUUCAACAAGCACUUGAAGACACAACUGCCAGUAUCACCGUGCAAUCGACCAAAUGCCGAUCUUUCAAGCCGUAUGAUCACAAGCCAUAUAAUAUCUGCCGAGCCUGUAGAAACUCCAAAUCACUCGAUUGCCGUUUUUACAACAUUCGUGGGUUUGAUUGCAGCGAUAAAGCAGGGAGGACACCACGCUUUGUCAAUUAUCAUGGACCUGAUACGCUGAGCAAGUAUUUCAAGCAUGGACGAAUACGACAUGUACAAAGGCAGCGCAAAUACUUGCUUUCCAAUAUACGCAAAGGGCUCUACAAACUUCUGCAGGCAGACGUCAAGGAGCGUAAGCAACAUGGAAACAAGGUUCGACGACGUCCUCCAACCGAAGACGACAGGCACAUGUGUGAUUUAUGUUCAACAACUCUAUUUAAUGCCCACUACAUGUGUGCCGUAUGCGGUCUGGAUAUGUGUCCAUGGUGCUAUAAUCAAGAAAAAUGGAGCAUUAAAGCCUCUCGAUGUUCAUACAAACGCUUUCACGACAAGAGCCAGAUGGUUCCCAUGGAGAAGUUGAACAGCGACAUGAUUGACAACAUCUUGGAGCAGUGUGACAUGGAUGUGGAUGAAUUAUUAUCUACCAGAAGCAGCAGCAGCAGCAAUGUCAAAUGUCAAAAUGACCAUGACGCAGCACGUGAUACCACCAUCGACGAUAAGGAGAGCAUACCAAUGAAGCAGGAGAAUGACAAUGGACACAACAUCAUAUCAACAGCCGAUUGUAAGAAUGAUGAUGAUGGCAACGCCAAGAAGGAACCUAAUCAAAGCAGCAUCAACAACAUCAACAUCGUGGAAGCUGUUAUUGACAAAUAUUCAAAGAAUGGAUAUCUUGAUAUUGAUGGGAUCUUGAUCACACUCGACGUCUUUCAGCAAUAUUGGAAACAAGGGAAGCCUAUGCAAGUACGGAACGCCAUGAUGUCCAACAGCCAGCGAUCGUGGUCACCAAGGAGCUUUAUCAAAAAGUAUGGGGAACAGAUUGCAGAGGUGAUUGAUUGCCAUACGGGAGAGCGACAAGACAUGCAAGUGGAGACGUUCUUUCGUGGAUUUGAUGAUCCAAUGAAACGACCCAAUUAUGACCCUGUGACUGGAACAUCGCCCAUGUAUAAAAUCAAGGAUUGGCCACCCAAGGACGACUUUGAAAAGUGCUUUCCGGAUCUUCAUCAUUCAUUUAUGGAGAGCUUGCCGGUCAAAGAGUACAGCACACCUGAAGGCUAUUUCAACAUUUGCAAUCGUGUUCCCAAGAGCCAGCUACCACCUGAUCUUGGUCCCAAGAUGUUUAUCGCCUAUGGAUCCGAAAAGGGAGAUGAUGGAGUGGGUACCACAAACCUGCACUGUGACAUGGCCGAUGCUGUCAACAUCAUGUGUUACGCGUAUGCGACCAAUGAAGAUGCCGGUGCCGUGUGGGAUAUUUAUCCAUAUGAAGCGCUUCCCCAGCUACGAGAAUUUCUUACCAAGAUUGCCGCGGAACGAGAACGACCCAUUGCUGACCCCAUCCAUGACCAAUGGCUGUAUUUGAACAAUGAGCUACGUAACCGUUUCCAACAAGAAUAUGGGAUCUCGAGUUGGCGUAUUUAUCAAAAUGCCGGUGAUGCCGUGUAUAUUCCAGCGGGAUGUGCCCAUCAAGUUGCCAAUUACCAUAGUGCAGUCAAAUGUGCAUACGACUUUGUCAGCCCUGAGAAUAUUGAACGUUGCAUCGAUUUGACCAAUCAAUUCGCUAAAGUACGUCGAGAAGAUGCUCUUCAAGUACGAAAUACCAUCCUGUUCACCUGGCACGAUACUAUGCUAGCUGAUUAG